This is a messenger RNA of Mitosporidium daphniae, 1599 nucleotides long. RefSeq names its product 50S ribosomal protein L2. Gene Ontology annotation, cellular component: ribosome; large ribosomal subunit. The transcript has 3 exons. Gene Ontology annotation, molecular function: transferase activity; structural constituent of ribosome; RNA binding. The record is from RefSeq and is a predicted model, not a curated record. Lineage: Eukaryota; Fungi; Microsporidia. The coding region runs from base 1 to 1599 and encodes 532 amino acids. Gene Ontology annotation, biological process: cytoplasmic translation.
AUGGGAAUAGGUAAAUGCUUAUUGAUAAAUUUUGGCAUCCCUGCUAUUGGAGCUGACCUUGCCCAUGCGGUUGGAAAUAUCCCUUUAGCGCUUAACGAAUGGGAUGUCGACUUUGCCGUGUGGUGCACUUACAAGUACCUCAAUGCAGGCCCUGGCUCUAUCGGUGGGUAUUACAUAAACAAAAGGCAUCUCGACAAAGAUGACAAACUCCCAGCAGGCGAUGCCGGGCGAUAUCUUGUAUCCAACCCGCCCAUUCUAAGUUUGGUCCCGGUCAAGGUUUCCCUGCAGCUGUUUCGUGAUACGGGAGGCAUUAUCCCGCUUCGAGAACGAUCCACGAAACUCACAUCAUACUUGAGAAGCCUAUUGGUGGAGCGGAUCGGCCCACCAACGAUCACCAUCAUUACGCCAGAAGGCCAAUGCGGAGCUCAGCUUUCCAUCUCCAUCACCGUCAUCCCAAUUGAUGAAGUUGCCAAACAGCUUCUGCUGGAAGGAAUUGUUGUCGAUACUAGGCGCCCAAAUGUACUGAGGGUAGCUCCAACGGCUCUUUAUAAUACGUUUGUGGAUUGUUUCCUUUUUGUAAAGGCUCUUGCAAAAAUUUUGUGCAAGCUGCUUUCAACUGCGCAGACCAUCAAGCCAGCCUUGAAACCCAUAAUUCCUCCUUUUCUUUUAAAGCUAUCAGCGCGCUUUCCAGAAUUUUCCGAGCCUGAUCGCUCGCUUCUUGUCGAAAAAAUCAAUGAUGGUUCGAUUUUGUCUACGCUUCAGCCAAAGCAAUAUAAAACCAUACUCUUAUUGAUGAAGUUGAACAAAAAGAUACCGCCCCACAUGCGCUGUAAGGAUCUAACCCUAAUUCCGCCAGCGGGCCUGCCCCCGAAGCACCUUACAGCCACAAAGAAGCGCCAUUCGGGUCGCAACUACACCGGGCAGAUUGUUGUUCGGCACAAAGGAGGCGGGGAACGUCACAGAUAUCGUUUGAUUGACUUUAAAAGAACCGAGGCGUUCAGUCCGCUGCUUUUGGGUGUCAAAUCUCAACCCCCAUCUAAUACCGGACCGCCGAUCCAACGAGUCGUUCGCAUUGAAAAAGAUCCGAAUAGGACAUCCCAUAUUGCGCUGCUCCAAAGAGAGGCCGAUAACUCUCUUUCGUAUAUUGUGGCACCAGAUGGCCUAAAGGUCGGAGAUACCAUUAAAAACGACGGGACUCCCGGACUUGGCGAGUAUUUACCUCUAUCCUUUAUUCCGGUGGGGUCCUCUGUUCACAAUGUCGAGCUGAAGCCAGGAAAAGGGCCCCAGCUGGCAAGGUCUGCUGGAACUCGGGCUAUUUUUGAAGGAAUGGAUCUUUCCGGAGAAAAGGCAAUCAUUAUCAUGCCCUCCAAAAGGAAGGUGCUUGUAGAUCGAAACUGCAAGGCAGCCAUUGGUCAGGUUUCAAAUAUUUCUUGGGGAUCGACACCCUUGGGCAAGGCCGGUGUAAAUAGGCGGCGAGGCAUACGGCCGACAGUUAGAGGCAUGGCCAUGAAUCCUGUAGACCACCCUCAUGGCGGUGGAAAGGGCGGUAGAAACAAGGGCCAUCAUUCGCGCUCACCUUGGGGCAAGAUUGCAAAGUGA